Molecule: messenger RNA, 2069 nt
Organism: Myotis myotis
Lineage: Eukaryota; Metazoa; Chordata; Mammalia; Chiroptera; Vespertilionidae
Gene: PPP2R2D
Product: protein phosphatase 2 regulatory subunit Bdelta
Exons: 10
Coding region: 127-1596 (489 amino acids)
Biological process (GO): peptidyl-serine dephosphorylation
Cellular component (GO): protein phosphatase type 2A complex; cytosol
Molecular function (GO): protein phosphatase regulator activity; protein binding
Source: RefSeq, a predicted model, not a curated record
CGGCGGCGGCGGCGGCGGUGGCGGCCCGGCUGAGGUGCUGGGGCGGCAGCUGCGUGGCGGCCGCCUCCUUCGUCCGCCGCCGCCUCGGCGCUCGCCCGCCCGCGCGCGCCCGCCGGCCGGACGGCCAUGGCAGGAGCCGGAGGCGGCGGCUGCCCCGCGAGCGGCAACGACUUGCAGUGGUGUUUCUCGCAGGUCAAGGGGGCCAUCGACGAGGACGUGGCGGAAGCUGACAUUAUCUCAACUGUUGAAUUUAAUUACUCUGGAGAUCUUCUUGCAACAGGAGACAAGGGAGGCAGAGUUGUUAUUUUUCAGCGGGAACAAGAGAAUAAAAGCCACCCUCAUUCUAGGGGAGAAUAUAAUGUUUACAGUACCUUUCAAAGUCAUGAACCAGAAUUUGACUAUUUGAAAAGUCUAGAAAUUGAGGAAAAAAUUAAUAAAAUUAGGUGGUUACCACAACAGAAUGCUGCUCAUUUUCUACUCUCUACAAACGAUAAAACUAUUAAAUUAUGGAAAAUAAGUGAACGGGAUAAAAGAGCAGAAGGUUAUAACUUGAAAGAUGAAGAUGGACGACUUCGAGACCCAUUUAGAAUUACAGCACUGCGGGUCCCAAUAUUGAAACCCAUGGACCUCAUGGUAGAAGCAAGUCCACGACGAAUUUUUGCAAAUGCUCACACAUACCAUAUAAAUUCCAUUUCCGUAAACAGUGAUCAUGAAACGUAUCUUUCUGCAGAUGACCUGAGAAUUAAUCUGUGGCAUUUAGAGAUCACAGAUAGAAGCUUUAACAUCGUGGACAUUAAGCCCGCGAACAUGGAGGAGCUGACGGAGGUGAUCACCGCAGCAGAGUUCCAUCCACACCAGUGCAACGUGUUUGUGUACAGCAGCAGCAAGGGGACCAUCCGGCUGUGUGACAUGCGCUCCUCGGCCCUAUGCGACCGACACUCUAAGUUUUUUGAAGAACCUGAAGAUCCCAGCAGUAGGUCUUUCUUCUCAGAAAUAAUUUCCUCCAUCUCUGAUGUGAAAUUCAGCCAUAGUGGUCGGUACAUGAUGACCCGAGACUACCUGUCGGUGAAGGUCUGGGAUCUGAACAUGGAAAGCCGGCCCGUCGAGACCCACCAGGUCCACGAGUACCUUCGAAGCAAGCUGUGUUCUCUGUACGAAAAUGACUGCAUCUUCGACAAAUUUGAGUGCUGCUGGAACGGUCCAGACAGUUACAGGAGUACCAGUGACCACAUGGCUUGUCUUGUGCUGGGUUCAGUGCUGUGGCGGGGCGUCAAGUGCCUGCUGGCUUACACGUGCUUCUCUUUCUGUUUGAACAGUGCUAUCAUGACAGGGUCCUACAACAACUUCUUCAGGAUGUUUGACAGAAACACGAGGAGGGACGUGACCCUGGAAGCUUCCAGAGAGAACAGCAAGCCUCGAGCCAGUUUGAAGCCUCGGAGAGUGUGUCCAGGCGGGAAGAGGAAGAAGGACGAGAUCAGUGUAGACAGUCUGGACUUCAAUAAGAAGAUCCUGCACACGGCUUGGCACCCCAACGACAACAUUAUUGCUGUGGCUGCCACCAAUAACCUGUAUAUAUUCCAGGACAAAGUCAACUAGGAAGUGUGAGAACGCAUCUCAUCCUGCAAAGCUAAGCCUGUGGUUUCUGUUGUGGAAGGGGUGUUCUCUCCAUGGAUCGCAGGGUGCGCGCCCUGUUCCCUUCCUAGACUGGAGCCUGCAUACACACAGCCAGGGAGGCUGUGGGGGGCCGCUGCACAAGCGAAAAACUUGGUGCAGACUGAUGGACAGAGCUCAAUAAAGGCCAUUACAAUAAAUGUAUUUAUUUAAAUCUGAGCCGUCCUUUGCAGUUUAUAGACCAAAAAAUGAACACCCAACAGAAAACCUGUCCCGUAUCACUCUCUCGUCCUCUUGCCAUCUGAUGAGGGCUCUCGUGCUACUGUACCAAUCGCCCGGGGGCCACUGGCCAAAUGCUCAGGCAGCUUGACCUCCCACAUGCCUGUAUCUUCCAUCACACCUUCUGGUGUAACCACCUAAUAAAAGCAACACACUAUACAAAGUGUUUUUAAUCCAAA